AGGCCUCAAUCGCAACCCCAACCCCAUUACCAAGAUUCACACCAACCUACCACCCACCACACCACACUCCCCGCAACCAUGGCAUCCCUCCACCAACUCGCCCUCCCCCCCGUCAUCAACGGCAUGCGCAACACCAUCGCCUUCCUCACCAAAGCGCAAACCCACAUCCAAACCACCGGCAUCGACCCCUCCACCCUAACAACCGCCUCGCUGCACCCGACGAUGCGCGAAUUCACCGCGCAAAUCCACUGGCUCAUCGACGCCGCCAAAGCAAUGCCCAGCCGCAUCAACCCCUCGCUACCCCCCUUCUCCCUGCCCGACGUGGAAACCGACAUCCCGUCGCUGAUCGCCAAGCUGGAGAAGACGAUCGCGUACCUCGAGGGCAUCAAGCCGGAGGACUUGAACGGAAGGGAGAACGACGAGGUGCUUUUUGUGAUUAGGCCGCCGGGCCGGGAGGAGAUUCGCUUGCGCUGGGACACGGCGGUCGUGUAUGUGCAGCAGUUUGCGCAUGCGAACUUUUGGUUUCAUGUUACGACUGCGUAUGAUAUUUUGAGGCAUAAGGGGGUGGAGCUGGGGAAGGCGGAUUUUUUGCAGAGUGCAAGGUUUUUGCAGUAGAGCGGGGAGAGGAGAGGUGGUUGGGGAGUGGGGAGCGGAUGGUUGGGAGUGAAGCAAGAGGGGGAUGAGAUAGAGGGGAGAGACAGAGAGGAUGAUGUGCUAGAGCAAGCAAACCAGGGGUAUCAUUAGAGAUUACAAUCAAACGCGACCAAGGAACUCC
Molecule: messenger RNA, 775 nt
Organism: Trematosphaeria pertusa
Lineage: Eukaryota; Fungi; Ascomycota; Dothideomycetes; Pleosporales; Trematosphaeriaceae
Exons: 1
Coding region: 79-615 (178 amino acids)
Source: RefSeq, a predicted model, not a curated record